This is a messenger RNA of Mandrillus leucophaeus (drill), 941 nucleotides long. RefSeq names its product chromosome unknown open reading frame, human C1orf86 (gene FAAP20). Gene Ontology annotation, biological process: DNA damage response. NCBI's taxonomy places the organism in Eukaryota, Metazoa, Chordata, Mammalia, Primates, Cercopithecidae. The record is from RefSeq and is a predicted model, not a curated record. Gene Ontology annotation, molecular function: K63-linked polyubiquitin modification-dependent protein binding; ubiquitin binding.
AUGUGUGGGCCCGAGCAUCUGCUCUGCUGCCCCAAGGAUCUGGUGAUGUUUCCCAGGCAACUGUCUCACACAGCCUAUCUGCCUGGCACUCCCGUAUCCCGUAAAUGCCACCACAUCUGGCUACAGGCGGGCGUGUCUGCCUGGCAUCCAUGGGCCAGCAGGUGUGGCGGAGCACAGCCCGCUUCCUGGCUGUGUCGGAAGGCUGCCCGGGCGUUUUGGCUGUUGUUGCCAGCAGGCGACAAAACUCCCUGUCACCACAGUAGCAGCUGGCUCUGAAGAAGUGGAGCCUUUUCACCAGGCUCAACUUUGAAACUUCCACCAGCACCAGCACCAGCACCAGCACCACUGUCUGCUGAUAACUUGGGGACAGGCGGGACGAGGCCUUCUGGCGGCCGCCCCUGGUUUCUCCUGGGGGGUGAUGAGCGGGAGCGGCUCUGGGCCGAGCUGCUGCGCACGGUGAGCCCAGAGCUCACCCUGGACCACGAGGUGCCUCCACUGCCCGCCUUCCCUGGACAGGAGCCCAGGUGCGGCCCGGAGCCCACUGAAGCCUUCACUGUCGGACCCAAGACCUUUUCCUGGACGCCCUUUCCGCCAGACCUGUGGAGCCCGGGCCGCUCCUACCGGCUGCUUCGCGGGGCAGGAGGGCACCUGGAGUCCCCCGCCAGGUCCCUGCCCCAGCGCCCGGCACCUGAUCCCUGCAGGGCCCCCAGGGUGGAGCAGCAGCCGUCCGUGGAGGGUACCGCCCUGCGCCACUGCCCCAUGUGCCAGAAAGAGUUCGGCCCCAGGCUGACCCAGCUGGAUGUUGACAGCCACCUGGCCCAGUGCUUGGCGGAAAGCACAGAAGACGUGAUGUGGUGAGCACCAUCCAGGGAGCCCUGCGCAGUGUGCGGCGCCCGGACGCGCCCUCCCCCUGCAGAAGCCCCUCCUCUCAGCUCUCCAGC